AUGACAGGUGAGGAUGCCAUCAGCACCCUGGGCCUGAUCCUGGGCGUGGGGCUCUCGCUGCUGCUCAUGUCCAUCCUGGGCUACAGCCUGGCCAAGUGGUACCAGCGCGGGUACUGCUGGGAGGGACCUAGCUUCGUCUUCAACUUGUACCAGAUCCGGCACCUGAAGGAGCUGGAGAUGGGCCCCCCCUUCACCAUCAGCGGCCGCCUCCGCGGCCCGGACGACGGCCGCCUGCACUUCUCCAGCCGGCUCGUCUGA
Molecule: messenger RNA, 258 nt
Organism: Pipistrellus nathusii (Nathusius's pipistrelle)
Lineage: Eukaryota; Metazoa; Chordata; Mammalia; Chiroptera; Vespertilionidae
Source: the annotation of a GenBank genome assembly